UUCAUCCAUCAUCUUCACAUAGUUUCCGAUUCUCCUGUCAUACAUCGUAUCAAAUAGUCAAACUAUGGUUGUUCUGGCCACGAAUAAACCUUUUUUUCUAACCAUUUUCAUCCUACUGAUGAGAAUUUUGUGUUCGAAGGCAGCACUUGAUGCGCAUUACUAUGAUCAAACAUGUCCCCAAGCUGAGAAAAUCAUCCAAGAAAAUGUUCGCAAUGCUUCCAUUUAUGACCCUAAAGUCCCAGCUCGAAUCCUCAGGAUGUUCUUCCAUGAUUGUUUCAUAAGGGGCUGUGAUGCGUCAGUGUUGUUGGACUCAACUCCACAAAACAAAGCAGAGAAAGAUGGCCCCCCCAACAUCUCUCUCCGGUCAUUCUAUGUGAUUGACGAUGCAAAGAUGAAGCUUGAACACGCGUGCCCCCGUACAGUUUCUUGCGCUGAUACAAUCGCCAUUGCAGCAAGAGACGUUGUUGCCAUGUCUGGAGGACCUUUCUGGAAUGUACUGAAGGGAAGAAAGGAUGGAAGAGUCUCUAGAACUGCAGAAACCAUCAAUUUACCAGCACCAACUUUUAAUGUUUCACAGCUAAUUCAGAGCUUUGCCCGGAGAGGUUUAGGAGUAAAAGAUUUGGUUGCUCUUUCUGGUGGCCACACUCUAGGAUUCUCACACUGCUCUUCUUUUGAAGCUCGCUUGCGUAAUUUCAGUUCAGUUCAUGAUAUUGACCCCAGCAUGAACACAGAGUUUGCAGGGAUGCUGAGAAAGAAAUGUCCAAAACCAAACAAGGAUCGCAGUGCAGGACAGUUCUUGGACCCCACAACAUCAACUUUUGAUAAUAACUACUUCAAACAGGUGGUAGCUGGAAAAGGUGUGUUUGGUUCUGAUCAAGCGCUGCUUGGAGAUUACAGGACUAGAUGGAUUGUGGAAUCUUUUGCCAGGGAUCAGAGUCUGUUCUUCAGAGAGUUUGCUGUGUCGAUGGUGAAGCUUGGACGAGUAGGGGUGACUGAAAAUGGAGAGGUGAGACUGAAAUGCCGGUUGGUGAAUUAAGGCUAAUGAUGGAGAAGCAGAAGAGGUCAUAACUAAAAGACCAGUAAUAAAUCCAGAAGUUUUCCUUCCCUUUCAUCAUGAUAUUCAGUUUAAUAAUGUAUCUAAAAUCAAUAUUAACUAUGUUUUGAAUUGUUUUUGAAUUCAAAUAAAACUUGAUUUUUCUG
Molecule: messenger RNA, 1200 nt
Organism: Rubroshorea leprosula
Lineage: Eukaryota; Viridiplantae; Streptophyta; Magnoliopsida; Malvales; Dipterocarpaceae
Source: the annotation of a GenBank genome assembly